AAGGUAAUUGAAAUCAACCUAAAGUUCCUUUUUCAUUACUCUAAAUAGGGUGAUCUACUUGUGCUAGUCUGGACAAACAUUUCUCAUAUCUAUUAUAUACAUGCAAUGAUAAUGAGAACUUAUGAAUGGUGCGCCAAAUUGACAAUCAACAUAACCGAUACAGAAAGACCAUGGAAACUUGGGAAGCAUUUAGAGCAAGGACUAAUACAACGUUUGUCAUACGAGAAGUGAGCAGAUCAUCAGAACCAAGUUUUCUCCAGGAGCAACAAUUUUGCUAGUACAACUUUUCCCCAUUUUGUCACAAAAAUUUAGGUGCAGUCAGAUGUUCAACAUUUAAAAAAAGUUGUUCAGCUUUGACUACUUUUAUUUCUUAGUGUGCCAAAUAUAACUACAGAAUAAUAUGUAAUGUGAGGGACUGAUGUUAUUAGAAUCAAAACCCAUCCUUCCAAAAGAGAAAUCAUCCGCUAAGUAUGGCGCACCUAAGAAGGAAUUGGAUUUGUAUAACCGCAGUCUCCUAGAAGAAAGGGACAAGCAUGGUACCAGCAUCAUUUAGAUAGUAAAAACCAAGGCUUCAAUUACUGUACCACUUCAAGAUAUCGUUUAUCAAAAGAUUGCCUUCAGCAGACAGAAUUUAGCAUAUCUAUUUUGCAAAUAUGAUUUCAAAGAUAUUUUCAACUGCAAGACAGAAAAAUAACAAAGAACUCAAGAAAAUUAAUGAUGUGCAAAAGUUACAAGCUCAGAGACUUCUAGGGAAAAAAAAAAAAAAAAAGGUUCAUCUCAAUGACAUGAUUGUCACGGCAGUGUUCAAAUGUAUAUUUGAUUUUUUUUUUCUAGCACAUCUAAUAAUGGGCUAUACAAGAGGAAAUAAGCUCUCCUCAAUUUCUAAAUCUCUCCCAACUAGAUUCAAGUUUGAAUCUAAGAUUUUUAACUCAGAAUCUUAAGCUUUUAAUGAUGGCGCACAACCUAAAAGGUGCAAGUCCUUAGCAGUGUUAUUUUUAUAGGAAGUUUAAGUGUUAGUUUAGUAUUUGGACUUAAGUAUUAGUUUGUCCCUUAUAAAUAUUCUUACUACAACAUUACAAAUUAGUUUUUGAUGAAUUAAAAUAAAUUUCCAACCCUAAU
Rubroshorea leprosula is the source of this 1119-nucleotide messenger RNA. The record is from the annotation of a GenBank genome assembly. NCBI's taxonomy places the organism in Eukaryota, Viridiplantae, Streptophyta, Magnoliopsida, Malvales, Dipterocarpaceae.